GAGCAGUACAUCCUGGGCUAUGGUGUGAGAUUGUAAGAUGUACUGGGCCCCUUGUCUGUCUCUGCUAUUCUAGAAGGAAUAGACCUCCUGGGACUCCAUCAUUCACCUGAGAGCCCAAUUCGGAAUGUUGUGGAGCGCAGGCUGAGAGAGAACCCAAGCCAGCAGUCAUGGCGGCCAAACCCAAGCUCUGGUACUUCCACGGCCGAGGCAGGAUGGAGUCUAUCCGCUGGCUGCUGGCUGCAGCUGGUGUGGAGUUUGAAGAAGAAUUUCUUGAAACAAGAGAACAAUACGAGAAGUUGCAGAAGGAUGGACGCCUGCUUUUCGGCCAGGUGCCUCUGGUUGAAAUUGAUGGAAUGGAGCUGACACAGACAAGAGCCAUCCUCAGCUACCUUGCUGCCAAGUACAACUUGCAUGGGAAGGACCCGAAGGAGACAGUCAGGAUCGACAUGUACGCUGACGGCACCCUGGACCUCAUGCUGAUGGUGGCACUGGCUGCGUUCAAACCCCUAGAGGAAAAAGAGGAGAGCCUGGCUUUAGUUGUGAAGAAAGCUAAAACCCGGUACUUCCCCGUAUUUGAAAAGAUUUUGAAAGAUCACGGAGAGGAUUUUCUCGUUGGCAACAAAUUCAGCUGGGCAGACAUACAGCUCCUGGAAGCUAUUUUAAUGGUGGAAGAACUUGAUGCUUCUGUUCUUUGCGACUUUCCUCUGCUAAAGGAAUUUAAGACAAGAAUCAGCAACAUUCCUACCAUUAAGAAGUUCCUGCAGCCUGGGAGUCAGAGGAAGCCGCCCCCGGAUAACCACUAUGUUGAGGUUGUCAGGAACGUCUUGCAGCUCUAAAGGCAGCAGUCUUGGGACGGCACACUAAUAAACCAAUUGCCGCACUGGCUCCUGUCGAAGCAAAGCGAAUGGUGUAGAUUCUAGGAGUAAUCUAAGUGUAGGUUCUAAGUAAUCUAAGCGUAGAUUCUAGGAGUAAUGUGUCCAAAAAGAACAAAACCAUAUUGCCAUCAGCAGCAAAUGCCAAGUAAAUGCAAUUAAAAAAAA
Messenger RNA from Capra hircus (goat), 1040 nucleotides. RefSeq names its product glutathione S-transferase A4-like. The coding region runs from base 168 to 836 and encodes 222 amino acids. Lineage: Eukaryota; Metazoa; Chordata; Mammalia; Artiodactyla; Bovidae. Gene Ontology annotation, molecular function: glutathione transferase activity. Gene Ontology annotation, biological process: xenobiotic metabolic process; glutathione metabolic process. The transcript has 7 exons. The record is from RefSeq and is a predicted model, not a curated record.